AGGAAUCCGUUUCUGUGGAGGAGAUGCCAAAAUCAGAGCUAAGAGAACCUUACAGAAAAAUGUACCCACAGUCAGCUCGCAGCCAUAGCGCAGAGGUCAAGAUCCCCCAUAUGCGAGUAAGUGAUGGAGCUGCCAUCCAGGAAAUCUAUUCUUUUGGAAGGAAACUAGGACAAGGCAGCUUUGGGGUGGUAAUAGAAGUAAAACACAAAGGCACUGGCAAAAAAUGGGCUAUUAAAAAGGUCAACAGGAAAAAGGCUGGAAGCUCUGCUAUGAAAUUGCUUGAACGGGAGGUAAACAUCUUAAAAAGAGUGAACCAUGAACAUAUAAUACACUUAGAAGAAGUGUAUGAGACACCAAAGCGGAUGUAUCUUGUAAUGGAGCUCUGUGAGGAUGGAGAACUUAAAAAGAUUCUUCACAGUAAAGGACACUUUACAGAAAAUGAGACAAGGCACAUCAUUCGGAGUCUUGCUUCAGCAAUAGCAUAUCUGCACAAAAAAGAUAUUGUUCAUAGAGAUCUAAAACUGGAAAACAUUUUAGUUAAAAGCAGUGACAUUGAUGAAGCAAAUGAAAUGAAAUUAAACAUAAAGGUGACUGACUUUGGUUUAGCUGUGCAAAAGGCUGGUGGUAGUGUGUUUCAGUCAAUCUGUGGGACUCCUAUGUACAUGGCCCCUGAAGUUAUCAGUGCCCAUGACUACAGCCAACAGUGUGACGUUUGGAGCAUAGGUGUCAUUAUGUACAUGCUACUGUGUGGUGAACCUCCUUUUAUAGCAAGCUUAGAAGAGAAGCUUUUUGAGCUAAUAAGAAAGGGAGACCUGUGCUUUAAAAAUGCAGUUUGGGAAACAGUUAGUGAGACUGCAAAACAAGUAUUGAGACUACUUCUGAGAGUAGAUCCUGCUCACCGAAUCACAGCUAAUGAGUUACUGGAUAACCAGUGGAUAACAGGUGACACACAUGCUGUCCAGAGACCAUGUAAUGUCUUGGAGUUGAUGAAGGAGUGGAAUAACAAUCUGGACAUCGGUGAAAUGUGCAGUGUAGAAGAGGAAUCAAAUAACCCAGCUGCUGCCUGCCAGCAGGGUGAAACCAGC
Molecule: messenger RNA, 1085 nt
Organism: Tinamus guttatus (white-throated tinamou)
Lineage: Eukaryota; Metazoa; Chordata; Aves; Tinamiformes; Tinamidae
Gene: STK33
Product: serine/threonine kinase 33
Biological process (GO): protein phosphorylation
Molecular function (GO): ATP binding; protein kinase activity
Source: RefSeq, a predicted model, not a curated record